CCACCACCCAUAGAAAACCUCCAAGAUAAGCACCGAAUUUCGAAGCCCCCACCAAGAAAACAGUUUCAAAAACCAAAAACCAAAAACCGAAGCCGAGAACCUCCGAAAAUGAGACUCCUCAUUCUGGCCGCCGCCGUCCUCCUCCUCCUCCAAGUCUCGGCCGCCGGAGCCGCCCGCACGGAGGGGCUGCUCGGGGGUUGGAAGCCGAUAAAGAACCUGAGCGACCCGUACGUGAGGGAGAUCGCCGAGUUCGCCGUCAAGACGCGCAAUGACGAGGCCAAGUCGGGGCUGGCGCUGGAGAAGGUGGUGAAGGGCGAGAUGCAGGUCGUCUCCGGGACGAAGUACAGGCUCGUCAUCGAGGUCAAGGACGGGGCCGAGACGAAGAGCUUCGAGGCCGUCGUUUGGGACAAGUCGUGGGAGCAUUCCAGGCGUCUCUCGUCGUUCAAGGCCGUUCGGGGCAAGGCGUGAGUCGUCCGUUUCGUCAUACUUCUGAAUUAUUACUAGUAAUCCUCGGUCAUGUUACGGUUUCAGUAGUUUGAGAAUAAAUCAAGAGUCUAUAUAUAGAAGUGAGAUCUGGUUGUGUAUCGUUUGGGAUGGAAAGUUUCAGUCUGAUCUGAUGGGCUGUUUGUGUUUAAAAACUUUGGUGCAAUUCGAGGGAUCCUACGUUUUCCUUUC
This is a messenger RNA of Eucalyptus grandis, 675 nucleotides long. Its product is annotated as cysteine proteinase inhibitor 1. The record is from RefSeq and is a predicted model, not a curated record. Lineage: Eukaryota; Viridiplantae; Streptophyta; Magnoliopsida; Myrtales; Myrtaceae. The transcript has a single exon. Bases 109 to 468 code for a protein of 119 amino acids. Gene Ontology annotation, molecular function: cysteine-type endopeptidase inhibitor activity.